Messenger RNA from Zygotorulaspora mrakii, 993 nucleotides. It is a transcript of the gene COQ4, whose product is annotated as ubiquinone biosynthesis protein COQ4. Gene Ontology annotation, cellular component: mitochondrion; mitochondrial inner membrane. Lineage: Eukaryota; Fungi; Ascomycota; Saccharomycetes; Saccharomycetales; Saccharomycetaceae. The record is from RefSeq and is a predicted model, not a curated record. Gene Ontology annotation, biological process: ubiquinone biosynthetic process. The transcript has a single exon. The coding region runs from base 1 to 993 and encodes 330 amino acids.
AUGUCUUUCAAAUCUUUGAGGUUACAGGGUUUCCUGCAUCUAAAACAUUCACAUCAACAGCAGAAACGUCAAUUUGUGGUCGCAUCUGCACUUACAUUGGGUAGUCUAAUCUUUGGCAGAAAUGCAAAAUUGGCAGAUGCAAUAGAUAAUGGUGAUUUACAUAAUAAAAAUGAGGAUUAUGAAUUGAAGCGAAAGGAAACUAUGGAAAAUAGGAUCAAGUCACUGCAAAACAGUAGACCUGUUGCUCCUAGGUACGAGGGCCAUGUGCCACUAUACAAAGCUGAAAAAUUACUUCUUACAAUUAUCUCUGGUCUAAAAUCAUAUUAUCAUCCUGAAGAUGGUAAUAACAUUGUUCAAUUAGGUGAAGCAACGGCGUUUCCAUUUUUUUUAGAAAAUUUAAAAAAGACUAUGUUAUCAGACGCAACAGGAAGGAAAAUACUCAGGGAAAGACCAGAUAUAACUUCAGAAACUCUGCAUAUGGAAGAUUUAGCUAAAAUGGCAGAAAAUACACUUGGAUAUACGUAUUAUAAAUGGCUAAAAAAAGAAGGAGUAUCUCCAGACACAAGAGCACCGGUAACUUAUAUUGAUGACCCUACACAUGCAUUUAUUUUCAAAAGGUAUAGACAAUGUCAUGAUUUUUACCAUGCUAUCAAUAACUUACCGAUCAUAAUCGAGGGUGAAAUUUCAGUCAAAGCGUUAGAAGCCUCCAAUUUAGGAGUACCAAUGGCUGCAUUGGGAACAAUUUUAGCGCCAUUACGACUAAGACCUGCACAAAGAAAUAGGUUGUACGAAAAUUAUUUACCAUGGGCAAUUAAAACGGGAUUGACUUGUAAACCUUUGAUUAAUGUUUACUGGGAGAAAAUUCUUGAUAAGGACAUCAAUGAAUUAAGAAAUGAGUUAGGUAUAACACCACCGCCUGACUUGAGAGAAGUUAGAAAUGAAAGAUUGAAACACAAUAGAGAAUUGAAAAUGAAAUACGAGAGUUUUGAAUAA